AUGGAUAACAUCUUUGGUUGUUAUUCCUAUUCGGAGCGUAAGAAGGUCCAAUAUGCGGCCGCCCAAUUAGCCGAGAAUGCCCUCACUUGGUGGGAUCGUGAGGUUACUGAGCGUCAGCGAGGCCAUUACGCUCAGGUCGAGACUUGGCGUGAGAUGAAGAAUCUCAUGAAAAAACGUUUUGUACCUCCUCAUUUCCAUCGAGAUUUACAAUGGAGGUAUAGGCGUCUAGCGCAAGGGUCUAGGUCGGUAGAAGAAUACUUUGAGGAAUUUGAGAGCAUUAGAAGCCGACUAGAGCUAGACGAGGACGAGGAAACGGUUAUGGCCCAGUUCUUAGACGGACUGCAGGAUAAGAUUGGCUGCAAGGGCGAACGCCAUCCGUACCAAGGCCUCCAGGAUCUCGUCCACCUAGCCGUGCAAAUCGAGCAACACGAAAGACGUAAGUCUUCUAGGCUGGGUAAACCCCGAGCAUACGCUUCCGGAACCUCUAGUACUCCGUCCAAACCCACAUCCUUUAGGAGAGAGGUCCCCGAGAGCCGAACCGUAUCGAGUUUCCGGGACAAAGGAAAGAAUCCGGAAACAUUGAGACCAAAACCACCACCCAAACCUCCAAAGGACACUAGAGCCCGUGAGAUCAUCUGUUACAAGUGUCGAGGACGAGGCCAUAUGGCCAAAGAUUGUCCGAACUCCUGUGUUAUGAUCAUAACGGACAAGGGGGAAUAUGAGUCGGAUGAGGACGAGGCUGCUAACUCCGACUCCGAUGAGGAGAUCGAAUACCCGGAUCGCGGCGAGUUGCUUGUCACUCGGGGAGUACUUAGCACACUAACCACUCCGGAGGAAACAGCCCAGCGGGAGACAAUCUUCCACACCCGAUGUACUAUACACGGGAAGGUUUGUGGGAUGAUCAUCGACAGUGGGUCUUGCACCAAUGUCGCGAGCGCGUACAUGGUAAAGAAGUUGGAACUACCCACUGAGAAGCACCCACACCCGUAUAAGCUUCAGUGGCUUAAUAAUACCGGGGAGAUAAAGGUGACCGAAAGGGUCAAGAUCCCGUUCAGCAUAGGUAAGUACCACGACGAGGUCAUCUGUGACGUCGUCCCUAUGCAAGCCGGCCACAUUCUGCUUGGUAGGCCUUGGCAAUUUGAUCGGGAGGUCAAACACAACGGUCGAGCAAACCAAUACUCUUUCGUAUACGACAAGCGAAAGGUUGUGCUCGCACCAUUGAGUCCAUCUCCAGUCCACGAGAUGCAGCUUAAACUAGCCAAGGAACCCGAACCGAAGAAAGGGAAUUUCUAUCUUAAGGCUAGUCAGGUGGUACGUGUUGUUCGUCAAGAACAUCCGGUGUUGCUCUUGGUCUUCAAAGAUCAAUUGAGCCUCCGUACGGAGACACCGUUGAGUCCCGUUAUUAGCCGACUAUUAGAGCGCUAUAGCGAUGUAUUUCCGGACGAGAUUCCGGUGGGACUACCACCUAUACGCGGGAUCGAGCAUCAGAUCGAUCUAGUGCUGGGAGCACCCUUGCCUAAUCGGCCCGCAUACCAGAUAAACCCCGAGGAAACCAAAGAGCUCGAGAAGCAGGUUCAAGAGCUUAUGAGUAAGGGUUACAUCCGAGAGUCCCUUAGUCCUUGUGUAGUUCCCGUACUACUUGUACCGAAAAAGGAUGGGACUUGGAGAAUGUGUGUGGAUUGCCGAGCAAUCAAUAACAUCACAGUUAAGUACCGGCAUCCCAUACCCCGACUUGAUGACAUGCUCGAUGAGCUAAGUGGAGCCACGAUCUUCUCAAAGAUCGAUCUUAAGAGUGGCUAUCAUCAAGUCCGGAUGAAAGAAGGCGACGGAUGGAAAACUGCCUUCAAGACCAAACAAGGUCUUUAUGAGUGGCUCGUCAUGCCAUUCGGGCUUACGAACGCCCCGAACACUUUCAUGCGGCUCAUGAACCAAGUUCUAAGAGGCUUUAUCGGAAAGUUCGUAGUGGUUUACUUCGACAAUAUUCUCAUCUAUAGUCAAGAUGAAAAAGACCAUAUCUCGCACUUAGAGCAAGUAAUGACCACCCUUCGGAAAGAAAGCCUCUAUGCAAACCUUAAGAAAUGCUCGUUCUGCACAAACGAGUUAGUUUUUCUAGGAUUCGUGGUCAGCUCUCAAGGGCUGCGAGUCGACGGUGAGAAGGUCAAGGCCAUUCAGGAGUGGCCGACACCAUCCACGAUCGGACAUGUACGAAGUUUUCUCGGCCUCGCUAGUUUCUAUCGUCGAUUUGUCUGGGAUUUCAGCAGUAUCGCUGCUCUCCUUACUGCAGUCACUAAGAAAGACGUGGUCUUUGAAUGGGGCGAGGCUCAAGAGCGCGCAUUCUCCGCUCUCAAGGAUAGCCUUACUACCGCACCGGUCUUAGUCCUUCUGAACUUUGACAAAACGUUUGAGAUAGAGUGCGAUGCCUCCGGGAUUGGCAUUGGUGCCGUCCUCAUGCAGGAGAAGAGGCCGGUGGCCUACUUUAGCGAGAAGCUCAGCGGAGCUACGCUAAACUAUCCGACCUACGACAAAGAGCUCUACGCUCUUGUGCGUGCUCUAGAGACUUGGCAGCAUUAUUUGCUUGCCAAAGAAUUUGUCGUGCAUUCGGAUCAUGAGACCCUUAAGCACCUCAAGGGACAGACCGCUCUUAAGCGUAGGCACACUAAGUGGCUUGAAUUCAUCGAGACUUUCCCGUACGUCAUUAAGUACAAGAAGGGAAAGGACAAUGUCGUCGCUGACGCAUUAUCUCGACGCCACACCCUGAUAUCGGUCAUGGAGACUCAGAUGUUUGGAUUCGAGUAA
Molecule: messenger RNA, 2796 nt
Organism: Tarenaya hassleriana
Lineage: Eukaryota; Viridiplantae; Streptophyta; Magnoliopsida; Brassicales; Cleomaceae
Exons: 1
Coding region: 1-2796 (931 amino acids)
Molecular function (GO): nucleic acid binding; zinc ion binding
Source: RefSeq, a predicted model, not a curated record